This is a messenger RNA of Drosophila biarmipes, 983 nucleotides long. Its product is annotated as protein twisted gastrulation. Bases 3 to 755 code for a protein of 250 amino acids. Gene Ontology annotation, biological process: regulation of BMP signaling pathway. The record is from RefSeq and is a predicted model, not a curated record. The transcript has a single exon. Lineage: Eukaryota; Metazoa; Arthropoda; Insecta; Diptera; Drosophilidae.
GAAUGCAACAGCUAGCCAACGUCCUCCUCCUGCUGGUCGCCGCCUUGUCCCCUGGACCGGCGCUGGCCAACGACGAUGGAUGCAACGAGGUGGUCUGCGGCUCGGUGGUCUCCAAGUGCCUGAUCACCCAGAGCUGCCAGUGCAAGUUGAACGACUGCCACUGCUGCAAGGACUGCCUGAACUGCCUGGGCGAGCUGUACAUCGAGUGCUGUGGCUGCCUGGACAUGUGUCCCAAGCACAAGGAUGUGCUGCCCUCGAUGACGCCGCGCUCGGAGAUUGGCGACAUUGAGGGCUUGCCGGAGCUCUUCGAUACUCUAACGGCCGAGGAUGACGAGGCCUGGUCGACCAUUCGCUUUGCAAUGAGAGCAGGAUUCAAGCAGAGGGUUCAGGGCGGUGGCUCCUCGGGCUCCAGUGAUGCGGCAACCGGAAACGGAAGUGGUGGCUCCGUGCAGUGCACCGUGAUAUAUGUGAACUCGUGCAUCCGAGCGAACAAGUGCCGGCAGCAGUGCGAGAGCAUGGGCGCCAGCAGCUAUCGAUGGUUCCACGACGGCUGCUGCGAGUGCGUCGGCGGGAACUGCCUCAACUACGGGAUCAACGAGAGUCGCUGCCGGGGCUGUCCGGAGGAUCAGGACCAGCUGCUGACCGCCGAGGCCGCUGUGCCGGCGGAGGCCGAACAGGAUCUGGAGCGCUUCUUCGGCAACGAGGAGAUGGAGGACGAAGGCUGGAGCUACGGCGAGGACGAUGAGUUCUCCUAGCAAGUCCAAUUACUUGGGUUUUAAAUAAAUGCCAUGCUCUUCUCCAACUUGCUCGUUGUAAAUACGCUUGUAAAAUAAGAAUAAUUAAUUUUCAGAUUUAAUAUUCAAAAUUAUUCGUACAAAUGCUCUGAAUCAAAAUUGUUCAAAUAUAUAGUGUAGCCAUGAAGGAACAUGUUUACUUCUAAAAUAAAUAUAAUAAGUAUUUUAUCAACAGUUUUUCUGCGUUAG